Messenger RNA from Eucalyptus grandis, 297 nucleotides. RefSeq lists its product as hypothetical. The transcript has a single exon. Lineage: Eukaryota; Viridiplantae; Streptophyta; Magnoliopsida; Myrtales; Myrtaceae. Bases 1 to 297 code for a protein of 98 amino acids. Gene Ontology annotation, biological process: response to osmotic stress; cellular response to nitrogen starvation. The record is from RefSeq and is a predicted model, not a curated record.
AUGGCUCGGUUUAGCAUAGUGCUGCUCAUGACCUUGAUGAUCGUUUUUGCUGCAUUUGCUUGGAGUACUGAAGCCAGGAAGUUUUUGGAAAUGAAGGAAGAGAAGCAGAAGAAGAAGGGAAUGCCACUUAUAGAGGCAAGCUUGAUCUUCAGUGUCCUUCCCAAGGGCGACGUCCCUGGCUCGGCCCCUAGCAAGAAGGGUCAUGCCUCACCGGUCGACCGUAAGCUGCUUGCCAGACACCUCAUGAGGCCCAGCCGAAUCUUGCGCUCCGUCAUCAGCCCCGGUUUUGGCUAUUAG